CUCGCCGAGUCUCCGGCCAAUUAUUAUGGACGACUUGUAAGCUUCAUAGCAGCACUCAACAGCCCAUUCGUCUUUUUUCUUUCAUUCCGGAGAGUAUCCGGGGUUCUGUGUUUAAAUCAGAUACCACAUGACUCUCUUCAUGGAUGUCAUCUGUCUUGAAUCAUGUUCCGAGCCGCUCGGGGGUGUCUUCUCUGAGAGCGGCGCACUUGCUCAGAAGUCGUCCCUGGCAAAAGGCAAGCCGUCACAAUAGUCCCUCUCUCGCUAUAUACAAGACCAAAUUGUCCAGCAAUGCUUCUCACGGGCCCUUAUCUUCAUUCCGGUUCUUGACCUCCGACAGCAGCAUCGCUUCGUCAGAGAUUGAGUUGCAGCAUGACCAACAAAAUGAAAGUUAUCAAAACUCAAGCCCUAUCAGUGAACCGUGGAGGAGGAUACGGCUUGAGUCCCAUUUGAACAAACACUAUUCGCCCUCUGAUUUGAAUCACACACGGGUGUCAGAACCAAAUGAGUCUUGCUCGGAAACAAGUCAAUUGGGGAAAGGAGGCUUUAUUUGGGGGUUGGAAACGCAGGCAAAGUCCGAAGGGCGUGAUACGAAGAAAAGGGCUGCUAAGAAUACUCGCUCAAAAUCAAAAGUUGCUCGAUCCUCAAUUCCGACACCCACCGAGUACCUUAACAAUGCUCUUCGUACUCGUCGUGAACAGAGACCAGACCUCUCCAGGCCCAGCCAGGGAGGCUACCGUCCCGAUUCUCCUCGAAAACCGAAAAAGAUACCGAAACCUCCGAGGAUGUCUUUGCAGGCCAUUCUUGCCGAUUACAUACGACUCGUGGAACCUCUCCUGGCACAGACGAGUAACAUGGACAAUGCCGGGCCUGGAUUGACUAGUGCAAUGAAUGAGGUUUUUUGCGAAGGGCAUAUCAGAUAUCUAACAGUGCGAGGCUAUUCUCCUGUGGAUGUAAUGUCAUGGGCAUGGAUCUUCAGUAGCAACACAGUCUAUGAAGCAGUUCUUCGAAUCUUCAUACUACAAGGCGACCACAGAACCAAACAUGGUCCUGUUCAAGAAGUCCCGCCAUUUAUACCGCUGCUUCUAUUACGGCAUAAAAGCCUCGAUGCGAAAACUCUCCGAUUACUCCUCAUUUAUUCUAUUCAUCUUUUAAACGGCCAGCCACUUCCAGCCGUUCAUUCCUCCAUCAAACCGGCCUCUGACGGCAUGGACCUUCCCAAAAUACAACCAUCCGAACCCGCAAGACCUCCAGUUGAUCCUACCAUGUGUACCACCUUUGUCGUUCGCUUGCUUUAUCAUGCUCGCCAAGUGUGGCCCCAAGCACAGCUAGCGAUUGCUCGUGCAUUUGCUAUAUAUUUGACUCUUCCAGACCCAAAGGAAAGCAGUUCAGUAAUCGCCACCCAAAAAAUGAACCAAUUCCGGGCUGAGAAGUUCAACACGUGUCUUUGGCUACUCUCAUUGCCUUCAAAGCCGGGUCCAUUUAUGUCGGCCUCCAUACAGCAAGAAGCACAGUUUGAACUCCUUAAGGCGAUGGCAGGACAUACACCUGCUCUCCCGGUUACGCGACGCGGAUACCAAGGUGUUGUUGCUGUUCAAUUAGCUCAUAAAAAGACAUCAGCUGAACGGCAGUCUGCAGAGCUGAAAGCCCCAUCUUGGCCGCCAUGGAAAGAAGAAAGGCUGGGAAUCGAUUCUCAACGAGGGAUUGAAGGAAUGAAAAGUCGUGCGAUGCGGGUCAUGUCUCAAAUGAAGGAGGCUGGCUAUUCUCAUACUCGGUGGGAAGAGGUUUCUACUAUUCUGGCGGGAUGGGACACAGAUCAAAGCCCGACAGUUCAAACCAGAUCUCUGACGCGCCGACCGCAGUCUUUGUCAGGCCCUCGUGGGAGCAAACCCGGACAUCAAUCGAUAUGGGUAGCUCGGAUUCGUGCCACAAGAACUGUACGGGAAGCCUGGGCAUGCUUUUUGUCGUACCAAGACCAGGGCCUCCCACCAUCUGGUGCUAUGUAUGCCAUCAUGGCCGAGAAACUGAUUUUCCGUAGAAAAGCAGUCGAGGGCUAUUUUGACGAAAAUAGCCAUGCCCUUCCUGGUGAUGGCCCAGAAGUCUUCCCUGAACCCUCCUCUGCUCGCGAUCUGAUAUAUGUACCCACGGAACCACCAACGUUAGAUGAGCUUCUCAACCAAAUGCUUUCUCAGGGGAUCCGACCAUCAGGGCGAUUCCUGGCCUUGCUUCUCAGAUCCGCAUCCAGUUUCAGUGUUGGGCUAGACUACCUCAAUUGCAGCAAUCUCUCGGACAACCAAAUCCAAGCUUUGUCUACUGUGUGGGGCCAGCAAUCAGACUACAAUACCCAAGCUCGAAAGGCUUUGAACGAAUUGCCAGACUACCUGUUCUCGUCCUUCAUAAGCUUCUUAUGCAAUUGCUCGGAUUUCAAUCGGUUAUAUUUGGCCCGCCACAAUAUCCGUACCGCAGAUCUCUUCCCCGUGAUAAUGAGCGACUACCACACCAUACCUUCGAAAACGACCACGUUAUCCUCAUAUGUUGAAAGUUUAGGAGCAAGUGAUGAUCUCCAUCAUCCCAAGACUCUACCGCAUGCAGUUCAACUGAUAAAGCUGCGACAUUCCCGCUAUCCUCCAGCUUGGAUUCAUCUGUUAUCGGCGCUCAGCAAGGAUCGCAUUAGUGUGCCAUAUCGUAAAAUGAGCCGAGGUGUGCAGCGAGUUCUUGCCUGGCACGAAGUCAUCGAGGUUAUGAGGUGGAUGAAAGAUCGUGAUGUUGAACCCGGCUUACAGGGAUUCCAUCUUCUUUGCACCAGCUUUUCGAAGGCAGUGGUUGCAGGAGUGAGGCAUCCAGAUGCCGCAGAAGAGGGACUUGAUCUCGUGAGCGAAGCAUCGCAACGCCGGGGGUCCUGGCACGCCGAGCAUGUUUGUCUAAGCUUCGAUGACAUGGUUCAAACAGGGCUCUGCACCCUGAAAGACUAUUUUGAUCAGCUUGUUCUCCCCGAUGCGAAGACCUCACACAUUGUUGAACGCAGCAUGACCUCAGUUGAGACUGCCACCAAUUCCCAAGUGACAGUCCCCCCAAUGCUCCAUGUUCCUUCUCCCGCUGUUCUACACGCAUUCGUCCGCGCACUGGGACUAGCUGAAGACCAUGAUGGUCUCUUAAACCUUCUUCGGUGGAUGAGUCAAUCGGCAACCACCCUGAAGGAAGCUUCGGAUGAAUAUCUGAAUGGCGAGAGAAUGAUGCGGCGUACCCUAGUGGCCAUACGGGUGUUCCUCGAGGGAUCAAAGGAAAGAAGGUUUCUAGGAUCAUCCAACCCGUCAUAUUUCAAUGACUCUGAAGUGGUUUCAUUUUCAGAUCCGAACGUGCAAGAAGCAUAUGAUAUCUUCACAGCAACGCCUCUUUGGGGUUCUUGGCCAAGCGAAGAGGAAGUCUGGGAUUAUGUUCACUGGGAGCACCCGGUGCAAUGAUUGAUUGAAGGGACAAUCUUGUAUAUUACCAUGUAUAUAUAAAUAUUUUGUAAAAGCUAGUUUCAUCAAAUCACCAUGAUACCCUUUCAAGAUUUAGAUUGAGAGGUUGGAUGUAUCUUAUGUAGAGGCGCUUAGCCACGGCAA
This is a messenger RNA of Aspergillus wentii DTO 134E9, 3602 nucleotides long. RefSeq lists its product as uncharacterized. NCBI's taxonomy places the organism in Eukaryota, Fungi, Ascomycota, Eurotiomycetes, Eurotiales, Aspergillaceae. The record is from RefSeq and is a predicted model, not a curated record. The transcript has 2 exons. The coding region runs from base 144 to 3458 and encodes 1104 amino acids.